Anopheles moucheti is the source of this 5390-nucleotide messenger RNA. RefSeq lists its product as uncharacterized. The transcript is spliced from 9 exons. Gene Ontology annotation, biological process: phosphatidylinositol dephosphorylation. Bases 666 to 3554 code for a protein of 962 amino acids. The record is from RefSeq and is a predicted model, not a curated record. NCBI's taxonomy places the organism in Eukaryota, Metazoa, Arthropoda, Insecta, Diptera, Culicidae. Gene Ontology annotation, molecular function: inositol-polyphosphate 5-phosphatase activity.
GUGAAGGCAACAAGGAGGAGUGAAGUGCGGCCCCCUGGUCCAGAGUGUACCGAGCUGCUGCUAACCUAUCUUAUGUACCGUUUGCGACCGAGGCAACCGUCUGCGAACCAAAGCUAAUAAUCAAGCCCGAAGAAAAUAUGACAGUUCUUGCUUGCAUUGGUUCAACAAACAAACAAAUCUCAACUGGUCGGCUGACUUCCGAUAAUGUGAGCAACCGUAGCGGUACCGUACAGACAGUUGUGAAAUAUCUGUGGACGACCGAAUACCGAACGCUAAUGUUGUAACUUACUACUUGGUACUGGAUAUUGCCGCCCCGCAAGGAAAAAAAACUGUGAAUCUACACCUUAGCUGUCUGCAAUGCUGUACUGUGACCGAAAUUAAGGCUGGGUAUCUUAAAAAGGCACUCGAACCCUAUCGAAUAUUAGCAGCCCAGCUUGAAACGCCCGAAACAAACUUAAACACUAAUCUCGAAACGAAGAAAUCUCAACCCACUUACGAUCGGCAGGAAAACACCCUUUAAUGAAUAAUUUUCAUCACAUAUCGAUACGGCGCAACUGGUAAAGCGUCAAGCAACUGGAAAGCAAACAUUGCUUUGGUAACUUUCUUCAACCCGGAUACAACAGCUUCUUUACUACUCGUGAGUUCGAUUGUUAACCGCGGACACAAUGGAAAAUGAAUCAUUGCCCAUUCUGCUUAUAACCGCUAACGUGGGAAGCGUGUUCGAAGAUCCCUCAAAUCUUCUGCACAUUUGGAUCAAAGAAUUUCUCGAACACAUUGCUGCACGACAACCAGCAUUUAUCGCCCUCCAUCUGCAGGAGGUAGGUGGUAAAACGUACGAAAAAUCCAUGGAAUAUGUGCAAGAAUUCAUCAAACAGCUCUGCGAAUCGGAAGAGCUGCGUGACUACAAUCGUAUUCGGGUAUAUUUGGAUGAAGACUACAAUUCGGCGGAACAUUUUACGGCCCUCGGUAAUUUAUACUUCGUCCAGAGCACGGUCAAUCACGUGCUGAUGUGGAACUUUCUCACGCACGAGUGGGAUUCCGUCGAGGGUAAAAGUAUACAUACGGGAAGUAUUGAAACAGUUGCUACCAAAGAAAAGGCGAAAUUUCCUCAACAAUUCUUUCCCGAGUGCAAAUGGUCCCGUAAAGGAUUUCUACGUACGCGUUGGUUCCUGAAUGGUACCGUGUUUGAUUUAGUUAACAUUCACCUCUUUCACGAUGCGUCAAACCUGGAAGCGUGUGAAGAAUAUCCAUCCGUGUAUUGUAAGAGCAGACGCCGUGCACUCGUACAUACACUGGAGCGAUUUCAUAAAGAUACAGUUAACCGACCAGUGCCAUACUUUGUCUUUGGUGAUUUUAACUUCCGUUGUGAUACGGAAGGUGUUAUCAAGAAACUUACCGAAGAUCUCACAAUGCAUCGGGUUCAGAAUACGAAAAACGACAGUACAAAGGUUCAAUAUCGGGAUGCAACCGGCACCAACGUUCUGACCGUGGGGAAAAAGGAGUUUUUCCACUGCGACCAAAGCACGUUUAAAGAAAUCUGGCUGCGCCAGUUUGAUCGCGAGCUUGAAUCACUUCGAAGCAUACUGUACGAGUUUCCCAUCACCUUCCCACCGUCGUACCCGUACGAGGAGGAUCCGUUCCAGCCGGGUGCGUAUAUGGCGACACGGUGUCCGGCGUGGUGCGAUCGAAUACUGGUAAGCCCUGCGGCCCGGAAACUUAUCUGCGAGGAAAUAGCAGACGACCGACGGGAAGAUUGUAACCAGGGUGAUGAACCGGUCAGCCUCACCAGUGAUCAUCCCACCGUCAGCUACGGUAUUAUCGGUGCAAAUGUCUGUAUGGGAGAUCAUAAGCCGGUUUAUCUCAGCAUUAGAAUCAAGACGAGUCAAGGUAUUGUAGAUAACUGCUCCUGUGAUACGCAUGUGCCUAGAAAACUGCGUGUUGAACACCCUAUUUAUAAUAACAGUGCAAGUAUGGAUAGUAGUAGUAAUAAUAACACUAUCGUAGUAAGUCUUAGUAGUUAUGGUAGUAAUAAUGGCAACAUAGCCGAAGUGCGCACAAUGCCACCGAAGGCGGAACUUAUCCGUCAGCUGGCUUCCACUGCAGCCCAGUGUAGCGAUAGCGAUAGAAGCACUAGCGCCACCACCAUCAUUCCGUUUGCCUCGUCGCUCGAUGUUGAUAGUUUUGCCUACCAUCAGCUGCACUACCCGUCCGCUUGUGCCGACUGUGCCGCACGCAUCGAACGGUGCUACGAGCAAAACCUUCUCGGGCUUGACCCGGUCGUACCGUCCGCUGGGCAAGCGAACCAGCAACAUUUCAUGCGGGACGAGCAGACGGUAGAGCCCAAUCAGGCGGCACCACUCGAAUUACUUUCGCAAGCAUGCUUUCGGUAUCAGCAUCCACUGGUCAGCAUUAACGUGUUCGAUACGGACAGCAACCUUAACGUAUGCAUGUGCGCACUAUAUUGUAACAAUGUGAAUGAUGCGAAAAAUGUGAACGUUGCUGAAACGAAACAGCCGCACGUACCGGGAAAGUUGAAUGGUGGUGGUCCGCAUGUAGAUGAAGUCGGUGCCGGUGCGUCCGCCGCGAUCUGCCCAAACUGCCGUAAUAUGAUAAAACAUCAACCGAUCGAACACCGCAAAACGCUUAUCUCGCGUCGGAUGAUGCUUGCCAACGAUGUGAUCGUAAAUCGUAUCGACACACAUUACCUAAACACGUACUCGAUGUCGCAGGGCAGCAACGGCACCGGACAGCUGCAUCCCUUCGAACCGUACACACCGGAGAGUGCCGAGUCUCAUUCCCCCCUGCCAGAGUCAAGUGACAGCAGCAAAGCGUCGCAAAGUACAAGCCAUACCGAUGCAAACCGCGAUUCGGACGAUUCGAGCCGGGCGUGCGGAAAAACCACUGGCUCGAAAUCGUUUCCCACCGGCGAUGAAUGUCAACCGCUGGUAGCGAAUGAUACCGAACACGCAUCGGACGCCGUUUCGCACGGACUGAAAUCGGAAACCGCGUGCAAAACCACCACCCAGCGUGCAGCAAACGUACAAGCGGCUACAGGCAGCGAUGCGCAACGGGCCGCCAAUGUUCGGCUUCCGACCGGUCACGACGGUAGCAUCGGUGGCGUAUCGCCCCGACAGCUAAAGUCGCGCCUGGAAAAGCUAAAACGGCUCGCGGACGAACGACGCAAACAGUAUGGUGAAUGGACGCGCAGUUUCUCGCUGUCCGACACAACCAAGCAAACCCACACCAAGUGUUCCAUCAUGCCGAUCGCCAGCGAUGGUGGCUGUAGCAAUGAUGCCGGUUACGGCUCUCCCCUGUCUGACACCGAUCGGGCACUGAUCUGCAGUGAAACCGAUCCAUCCGACAGUACCGCAUCGGCGGCUCUCCUUCCAGGGAUGCGUCCAUCAACUGCUAAUAGCAAUCAUUGCAACAGCCACUGUCGCAACGAACAGUCACAAUCGACGGCACAUGCUGCGGCAAACGUAACAAGCUCUAUUGCAAUGCGUAGAGACUCUGUAAUAGUGAACUGUUGUCGCGGGAUGUGUACGAUACUAUAGAGUAAGGGAAGGUAACGAGCGACGAUGCUGAUGAUAGAUCAUUACACAUCUGUUCUUAACAGAUUGUUACCCAAAACAUGUUUUCUCUGACGAUCGUACAAAAAUUACGAGGUCUCAUUACUGUGUCCUGCCGAGGACUCGCCCACAAAGCUCGAAGUGAAAACAGCACGAAGUUGUGCUCACGGUAUAGGAUGAAGUAUUUAUACCGGCUUUUUACGUAGUCUGAUGUAGAUUUCUUGGACUUUUAUUUCGGACAAGCACAAGCACAGGUGGUUGUGUUGCUCCUUACAUUUCCAAGCACUAACCAGUUGAAGUCGAGUGUGUUCCCAAAUCGUCACGGAUGGAAUGCAAUUUUUCGGUAAUCAAAGGAACUAAAUCUCUUCCUCCGGCACUAAACAAUUAUGUACUAAUCAUCUACCUCUUUCUUUGCACUUAAUCGAACUCCAUGUAAACUCGAACUGUAACGCUCAAAGCGAUAGGAAACGGAGCGGAAUCUGUACAUUAGUAUUAAUCGACAGUGUUUGUUACGGUUGCAAAACUUUAGCACGCAGCACCAACAGUACUAUUACAACGUUAUAUACUACUAAGGCUACUAACGCUACUACUGGUGUAAACACUACUACCCUACUGUUCACUCGUCCCGAUACAUGUUUUAUUAGACCCCCUGUAGAAUGCUAUUCCAAGUAGAUACUUCACCACCAUUUCACUUUUGUUUGGAUUUGUUCUAACAUUUCUUCAUUAAUGUAAUUGCUAGUAUUUGCACACAAAAAAAAACCCAAUGUUUAUUUAUAAUGCUAUACCUUCGCAAUAGAGUCAUGCAUGUGAUAUCUCUUAUUGCUGUAGUGACGACUGGUUAUUGCUUUCAUUAGCUUUACUAAAUACUGCUACCUGCCGCACAACUGUAACGUGUGCGGCAUGAAUCGAACAAUGUUUUAAAGGAUCACAAUUUCCACAAUGUCCGACAUGUCGUACUUCGUAAACCUAUCUAAAGCAGAGCGUCCUUUAUGUUAUAUUUACAUUUGUUGUGUUUUAGUUUAUCUCUGGUCACCGAUCGGUUAACUUAACUGUUUGAAAGUCACAAUGUUUAUAUAACAUUUUUUUUCUCCUUUAGGGUUAAGGCUUUUUUUUAAAUAGUGUAAACGUUUUAGUCUGCCCGCUCGAUUUUCGUUUUUUUCCCCGCACAGCGUACGUAAAGCGAACAUUCUAACAAGCAACCAAAUGUUGACUUAAUGGACAAAAGAAAACAAGAAAAGUGUACCAUAGUACUUAGCGGCAAAAGUAUAACCAACUAUAAUACUAAUAGUUAUUAAUAUCUGGUUGUGCACGGCAUCUGUUUCUACUAAACUUACUUUCGUAGAUAGGCUGACUGCAUAAACCCCAAAGGGGGGUGAUGGGGCAUGAAUUAUUUAUUUCACAUAGUGCUGGGUAAAGGGUGGGGCUUGGGGUUUUUAUUGUUUUUUUUUUUUUUGGGUGAGGAUGAGAAGGGAUGCAAAAGGGAUUCUCGUAUCGGUCCAUUCGGUGUCUUUUUAAAUGUUCUUACACUAGCGAGGGUUCCCAAUGUUAAAACCUUUUCAUUAGAAGCCCAAUUUAGAGCACGACGCGAGCGGAUGACCAGUUUAUUGGAAAGUAGUUUGUUGGAAUAACUGCUGCGUCAAAUUAAAUUAGGGGAGGCAACCAGUUUUAUUGAACUGGUUGGUGUCAGAACAGUCAGUAGUUCAAAUACAUAAUACGAUUUAAAAUAAAAACUGUCAGCAAGAUCAGUCAGAGUAGGCACUGGCAGUAGAAACCCUAGAUCACGAUCAGUGAAUAGAUCAAUUCAAUAAGUCAUUACGAGUA